Penicillium bovifimosum is the source of this 390-nucleotide messenger RNA. RefSeq lists its product as uncharacterized. The transcript is spliced from 3 exons. NCBI's taxonomy places the organism in Eukaryota, Fungi, Ascomycota, Eurotiomycetes, Eurotiales, Aspergillaceae. The record is from RefSeq and is a predicted model, not a curated record. The coding region runs from base 1 to 390 and encodes 129 amino acids.
AUGGGGGCCAGAUACCUUUCUCACAGCGACGUCAUCCUACCGAUGCAGGACCCCUACAUGACUCAGAUCGUCGACGGAAGCAAAAACUACGACAUUACACAUGUCUGUGAAACACAGUGCGCGCGGACGCGAAAUCCUGGUGAUCGUCCGCUAGAAGAAAACGGGCUGGGGAAUGCCGAAUACAACAAUAGACACAAAGACUGGGAUGGCUACGAUUUUGCUUACAAGAUAGUCACUGUCUGUGAACUCCGGCAACCGAUCACGUUGAAGGAAAUGAAGGAGAAACACGGGUUCAAGUCGGCACCGAGGGGUCUUGUCUAUCUACCCAAGUCGAUUAACGAUAGUGUUGAUUUGAAGAAACAGAAGUUGUUGCUUGAUAGGAGGAAUUAA